UGGACCUUCAUAUUAGUAAAUAGAAAAGUCUAGCGUCAAAUUAAACCCUAACCUUGGUUUAACGUCUCAGAGUCUGCCGAAUCACUUGUUAGAAAAAACAAUGUCGAGCUUUCCAUUGGAUUUAAGCACAGAAAUCCUCCGCCGUUUGGCCGUGAAGGAUGUUUUUCGCCUCCGGUGCGUUUCAAAGCUAUGGUGCUCCCUAAUUGACACUCCUUGUUUCCGCAAGCUCCAUGUCUCCCUUUCCCCCAAAUCCGAUCCAAAUCUAUUAGCUAUCUUCCAAGAAGAUGAGAGCAACUUGAUAAAGUUCCUAGACUUGGAAUUCCCAUCACUUCUUUUCCCUAGAAUCAUACCUAACCAACCUCGCGACGACACAAAUAGCAUUCUGGGUUCCUGCAACGGGUUGGUAGCUUUGUGCAAUGAACAUCGUCGUGAUAAGUCAGUUGUUUACGGAUUUGGUUACGACCCUACGACGGCUGAUUACAAAUUGCUCAAGAGUGCACAUUUCUUCUACAAAAAAUUGCCCAAGAGAGCACAAAAGUACUACAACUUACAUCUUUGUCGCGCUCUCUACUGGAAAGCUGAGAUUUAUAGUCUCAAGACUAAUUCUUGGAGGGAAAUUAGUGGCUGUCCAUUUAAUUGUGGUUUGGGUGGUUUCGACGAUGUUGCUGGAAUUCUUGCUGAGAAUGCAUUGCAUUGGUUAACUCAAAAAUACAAACCAAAACCGGUGUCUCUACGUAUUCCUAGGCAUCAAGAGAUUGCUGGUUUUGAUUUGGUAGGUGAAGAAUUUUAUAGUGUGCCAAUUCUAGAGUGCUUUUAUGGGGCAUUUAGUAUGACUAUGGCAGCCCUAGACGGUCAUCUUUCUGUAGCUGCUAGUUAUACAAAUGGUUGUGUUGAUGUGUGGGUUAUGGAGGAGUACGGAGUAAAGGAAUCUUGGAAUAAGACAAUUUCUAUGAUGCAGGAAGAAGUACCUAAUCAUCUAAUUUAUUCGAUAAAUGACAUGGAGAAAUUCAAAGUGUUUCCUUUGGCAUACUCAAGAGGGGGUGACAAAUUGUUGGUUCAUCGGCGUGGUAAGAUUUUUUGGUGUGACUUGAAAAGUGAAGAAGCUGAGUUUGAUGAUGGAGAAGGCGUCUUAGUUGAUGGAAAUGUGGAGAUAACAACUGCAAGUCUCGUUUCACUUGAGGACUACAGAAGUGAAAUUGAUGGGAAGACGGAACAAAUUGUUGUCGAAGAUGAUAAUUCUAACAAUAACGAAAAGAGGAAAAUUUCUCAGAAGGAACAAGAGGCAAGAAGUGAGGAUGCUUGAAGAUUAGGUAAAUAAUGCUCUUGCUAAAGUUUGUUUCUUUGCUUGUAAAUACUUGUUUUGAAAAUAUUUCUUGUACCCCCUGUGUUUUCUGCUUUGAUUGGAUGCCGAGGAAAUGUGGCAUGGAAAACAAUAUCUCAUAGGAAAGAAAAAAAAUAUUUGAUGUUUCUAUAUUUCUAUGUUUACUAUACCUUUUUAUGUUUCCUCUCAGACUACUGCAGGCAAAUAGCUGUGUUCAGACAUAUUUGAUGGUCUGAAUCAGAAAUGGGAAAGAGAAGCUGUGUUUACAUCCCAUGCCACUAGAUGUCGUAAUGAAGCGUCUAUGGAAGU
This is a messenger RNA of Rubroshorea leprosula, 1630 nucleotides long. Lineage: Eukaryota; Viridiplantae; Streptophyta; Magnoliopsida; Malvales; Dipterocarpaceae. The record is from the annotation of a GenBank genome assembly.